Molecule: messenger RNA, 10579 nt
Organism: Nerophis ophidion (straightnose pipefish)
Lineage: Eukaryota; Metazoa; Chordata; Actinopteri; Syngnathiformes; Syngnathidae
Product: voltage-dependent T-type calcium channel subunit alpha-1H-like
Exons: 35
Coding region: 351-6773 (2140 amino acids)
Biological process (GO): sodium ion transmembrane transport; calcium ion import; membrane depolarization during action potential
Cellular component (GO): neuron projection; plasma membrane; voltage-gated sodium channel complex
Molecular function (GO): voltage-gated sodium channel activity; low voltage-gated calcium channel activity
Source: RefSeq, a predicted model, not a curated record
AGGGGGCGCACAAACAGUCGGGGGUGGCCCGGUCCUUAACUUAACUUAAACAACUUCCCCCCCUCCCCCUCCCCCGACCUCAUUCUGGACUUACCUUUUUGUUCUUUCUUUUUUUUUUAUUUUUUUUUUUUUAUUUACAGCUCCAUCCAUCCAUCCUGUGGAUUGAUUCAGUUGGGAUAAAAGAGGAGGACUAAGAAGAAGAAGAAGAAAAGGAGGAGGAGGACCAACCAGGUGGCUGUCAGAUGGAGCACCGAGGCUCCUGGAGGAGCUCAGGGCGCACGGCGGACCCGCAGUGACCGCUUGUGGAUGGACGCUGCUCCCCGGUGGUCCAGGCUGUCCCCAGCACGGCUAUGACGGGCCCCCAGGAACCAGACCUGCGUGAGCAUCACGGGGGAGGUGCGCCGGAGGACGGCGAUGAAGACGAGGAGGGCGGGGAGAGGGUGCACGUGUCGGUGGAGGGAGAGGAAGGGAGGGAGGAAGACGCCAAGGAGGAGGAGGAAGAGCUUCCGUAUCCGACUCUAGCUCCUGUGGUUCUCUUAGCUCUCACCCAAACCAGCCCGCCGAGAUCCUGGUGCCUGCGAGCCGUCUGCCACCCAUGGUUUGAGCGCGUGAGCAUCUUGGCCAUCGUCCUCAACUGUGUGACUCUGGGAAUGUUCCAGCCCUGUGACGACACACACUUCCUGCUGCAGGCGCUGGACGAUGGCAUCUUUGUGUUUUUCGCCAGCGAAAUGCUGGUCAAGAUGGUGGCUCUUGGGGUCAUAGGUCACAACGGUUACCUGGGAGACACGUGGAACAGACUGGACUUCUUCAUUGUAAUCGUGGGGAUGUUGGAGUACUCUCUGGAAGGACACAACGUCAGCCUGUCGGCCAUUCGGACCGUUCGCGUUCUCCGCCCACUGAGGGCCAUCAACAGAGUUCCCAGCAUGCGCAUCCUGGUCACCCUCCUCCUGGACACCCUCCCCAUGCUGGGCAACGUGCUGGCGCUCUGCUUUUUUGUCUUCUUCAUCUUCGGCAUUGUGGGCGUGCAGCUGUGGGCGGGGCUUCUGAGGAACCGCUGCUUCAUUGGGGAAGAUAUCAAGACGAGAUACAACGUCUCCUUCCUGAGUGUUUACUACCGCCCGAGCGCCACGGACGACCACCCCUUCAUCUGCUCCACGGAGCGAGACAACGGCAUGCUCCGCUGCUCAGACGUGCCCCGCCGACGGGUAGGCGGGACUUCCUGCUACCUGGGCGCCGAGGACGGGCGGCCGGAGAGGGCGCCGCCGGGGCCGGGGCCGGGAACCGGGGUGACGUGUGUGAACUGGUACCAGUACUACAACGAGUGUCGUGCUGGCGAGACCAACCCUCACAAAGGAGCCAUCAACUUUGACAACAUUGGAUAUGCAUGGAUUGCCAUUUUUCAGGUAAUUACACUGGAAGGCUGGGUAGACAUCAUGUAUUACGUAAUGGAUGCCCACUCUUUCUACAACUUUAUCUACUUCAUCUUCCUCAUUAUAGUGGGAUCCUUCUUCAUGAUCAACCUGUGCCUGGUCGUCAUAGCAACCCAGUUCUCUGAGACCAAGCAGCGGGAGCACGCCUUGAUGAAGUCGGAGCAGCGCGCCCGCCAGCUCCACCAAUCAGCUUCCACGCUCGCCAGCGACAGCCAACCGGGCAGCUGCUACGAGGAGAUCAUCCGCUACCUGGCCCACCUGGGCCGCAAGGCGUGGCGCCGCCUGUCCCGCCUCGUGGCCCGCGCCGCCCCGCACCUGCGCUGCGCGGGCGUGUGCCGGCGGGAACUUGGCGUCAGCCCCCAAGGGGCCGGGGCCGGGGAAAUCAACGGGCUGGCCCAUCGCCAUUCGGGUCACAGCCCCGGCAACUUCUCGCACCUUCAUCAGGUGUACCACCAGCGCCACACCCUGCCGCCGGAGCGUGAACUCAGCGGCGCAGGGAAUGGAUUUAAUUACCCCGUCAUCUCGCCACUCCUCACUCAUCUGGAUGCAAAGAGUCCGAAUCACAAGAGGCUGGUUGCCAUGGAGACUGUCAACAGGCUGCCACAGCUGGUGUUGGAACACGGUGGAUGUGUGGCCCAUCCGGCGCUACCCCUGCCGGGGGAGGUCCCAAUUGAGUCCUCGGGGGCGUGUCCGUACUGCAGCUACUACAAUCAACUGUGUGACCCCGAAAAUGCCAACGAGGGGCCCGACGACCAUCCGCGUGGGCCCUGCAAGAGCCCGGAGCCUUGCAGCAGCCCCCGUCUGGGCGAGGGGCAGGUGGCCCGCCCUGUGGGGGGGGCGAGGAGGCUGUGUGAGCAUUGCUGGGAGGAGCUGAGGACCAAACUGGAGCUGAUUGUGGGCAGCAGAUACUUCAAUAGGGGGAUCAUGAUCGCCAUACUUAUCAACACGCUCUCCAUGGGCAUUGAAUAUCACAAACAGCCACAGGAGCUGACUGAUAUUUUGGAGAUCAGCAACAUGGUGUUCACCAGCCUCUUCAGCCUGGAGAUGCUCCUUAAAGUCCUCGCUUUGGGGCUCUUUGGGUACAUCAAGAACCCUUACAACGGCUUCGACAGCAUCAUCGUCAUCAUCAGUGUGUGGGAGAUUGUGGGCGAGGCAGAGGGCGGCCUGUCCGUGCUGCGGACCUUCCGGUUGCUGAGGGUUUUGAAGCUGGUCCGCUUCCUGCCGGCCCUGAGGAGACAGCUGGUGGUGCUGAUGAAGACCAUGGACAACGUGGCCACCUUCAGCAUGCUGCUCAUGCUCUUCAUUUUCAUUUUCAGUAUCUUGGGGAUGCAUCUGUUUGGAUGUAAAUUUGGUCUGAGACAAGACAGCGGAGACACGAUACCAGACAGAAAAAACUUUGACUCACUGCUUUGGGCUACAGUCACUGUCUUCCAGAUCCUCACGCAGGAGGACUGGAACGCCGUCCUGUACAACGGCAUGGCGUCCACCACGCCGCUGGCCGCGCUCUACUUCGUGGCGCUCAUGACCUUUGGAAACUACGUCCUCUUCAACCUGCUGGUGGCCAUUUUGGUGGAGGGCUUUCAGGCAGAAGGUGACGCCAACAGGUCAGAGGCAGACGACGAAAGGCAGUCCCUGUCUUACGAGGACGAGGAGAAGCUGAGGGAGAUGUACGCCACAGAGCUGAAGAUCCAGGCCAUGAUCCAGAGCCCCAAUGGUCUCCUCAACCCGAAAGCCUCCAGGCCUCCUCCCCUGUCAUUGCCCGUCAUCACGCACACUGCGGCCACGCCCACCAUGAUGUACGGCCAAUUGCGACGCGCCAGCGCCGCUUCCAUGGAAGUUAACAGCCUGGAGGAGCAAAAGUCACCGCCCCCCUGGGACAGCAGGCCGGAGAGCCGGCGCUCCAGCUGGACCAGCAUGGGCCGAGCCCCCAGCCUGCACAGGAGGAGCCAAUCGGGGGAGAUGGAGUCCCUGCUGUCCGACACCCACACGGGCUCCUGGUCCAGCAGCAGAGAACAGUCCAUGGACCAGCAGGACUACCUGCAGGUGCCCAUGUUGCACACGCCCGACUGCAACGGUACCACCUACCACCUGCCGGACCACGACAACCACAACGCUCCAAACACGUCACUUUACCGCGGUCACCAGGACGACGAGGAGAUUGAAGAGACUCUGUAUCAAAAGCUGCGUAAGAUGUUGGCGCCGUAUGAGCCUCAGUGGUGCCUGGAGCAUGAAGAGUGGUCUCUCUACGUGUUCGCUCCACACAACCGCUUCAGGUUGUGGUGUCAGAAGACCAUCGGCCACAAGAUGUUCGAUCACGUCAUCCUCCUCUUCAUCUUCCUCAACUGCAUCACCAUCGCCCUGGAACGGCCUGACAUCCAGCCGCACAGCAUAGAGCGAGUGUUCCUCAGCGUGUCCAAUUACAUCUUCACUGUGAUCUUCGUGGGAGAAAUGAUGAUCAAGGUGGUAGCAAUGGGCUUCUACUUUGGAAAGGGUGUGUACCUGCAGAGUAGCUGGAACAUCCUGGAUGGACUGCUGGUGUUCGUGUCCAUGGUGGACAUCCUGGUCUCGGUGGCGUCGGCGGGGGGAAAUCGUAUCCUGGGCAUCCUCCGCGUGCUGCGUCUGCUACGCACCCUGCGGCCGCUCAGGGUGAUAAGUCGGGCUCCGGGUCUAAAGCUGGUGGUGGAGACUUUGAUUACGUCCCUCAGGCCCAUCGGGAACAUCGUCCUUAUCUGCUGCGCUUUUUUUAUCGUCUUUGGAAUCCUGGGAGUGCAGCUGUUCAAAGGGAAGUUCUUCUACUGCGAAGGCUUCAACGUGACAAACAUCACCAACAAAACUCAGUGUCGGGAUGCAGGAUACCGCUGGCUUCGGCGGAAGUACAACUUCGACAACCUGGGACAGGCGCUGAUGUCUCUCUUCGUGCUGUCAUGCAAGGACGGCUGGGUCAGCAUCAUGUACGACGGCCUGGACGCGGUCGGCGUGGACCAGCAGCCAAUCAGAAACAACAACCCCUGGAUGCUGCUCUUCUUCAUCUCCUUCCUCCUCAUCGUCAGCUUCUUCGUGCUGAACAUGUUUGUGGGCGUGGUCGUGGAGAACUUCCACAAGUGUCGCCAGCAGCAGGAGGAGGAGGAGGCGCGGCUGAGGGAGGAGAAGCGGCAAAAGCGUCUGGAGAAGAGGAGGAGGAAGGCGCUGGAGAAGCCCUACUACGCCGACUACUCGCCACUGCGCCGGUCCAUCCACAGCGUGUGCACCAGCCACUACCUGGACCUCUUCAUCACCAUCAUCAUCUUCACCAACCUCCUCACCAUGAGCAUGGAGCACUACAACCAGCCUCAGUACCUGGUGGACAUACUCAAGUACUGCAAUUACGUCUUCACGGUGGUGUUCGUCAUCGAGGCCGUCCUGAAGCUGAUCGCCUUAGGCCUUCGUCGCUUUUUCAAAGAGAGGUGGAACCAGCUGGACCUGGCCAUCGUGCUGCUGUCCAUCAUGGGAAUCACGCUGGAGGAAAUCGACCUGAACGCCUCGCUGCCCAUCAACCCCACCAUCAUACGCAUCAUGAGAGUGUUGAGGAUCACCCGAGUGCUGAAGCUGCUGAAGAUGGCCACCGGGAUGAGGGCGCUGCUGGACACGGUCAUUCAAGCGCUGCCUCAGGUGGGGAAUCUGGGUCUGCUCUUCAUGUUGCUGUUCUUCAUCUAUGCAGCUCUGGGAGUUGAGCUCUUUGGAAAACUGGAGUGUUCCGAGGAGAACCCGUGCGAGGGCCUCAGCCGCCACGCCACCUUCGACAACUUUGGCAUGGCCUUCCUCACUCUCUUCCGCGUGUCCACCGGGGACAACUGGAACGGGAUCAUGAAGGACACCCUGCGGGAGUGCCGCCCCGAGGACCGCCACUGCCUCACCUACCUGCCGUUGAUCUCGCCCGUCUACUUCGUCACCUUCGUCCUGACGGCUCAGUUCGUGCUGGUCAACGUGGUGGUGGCCGUCCUCAUGAAGCACCUGGAGGAGAGCAACAAGGAGGCGGCGCUGGAAGAGAUGGAGGAGAGGCGGGAGCGCGAGGAGGCCAACAGGAGGAGCAGCACCGUGUCGCUGGGCGGAGACGCUGGCAACAUUGGGGACGCACCUGCCCAGGUGCAGGUGGAGGACGAGGGCCGUUGCCGUGGAAACCUGCUGAGCAUCGGCCGCAUGCUGUCAUUGCCUAGUGACAACUACACCCAGCCGCUCAGAUGUCCUCCAUUUCCUCCUGUUGGCGUGGAGAGCUACACGGCCUACAGCUACUCAGGCUCGGUGUCGUCACUAGCCUCCAGCGGGGGCGGCUCCCUCCUGCAGGUCCCAGGAGCGCUGCCCGCCUUCAGCCACGCCAGCCUGGGCUCGGGCCGCGUCGCCCGGCCCAUGAUCCGCCUGAGCAACUCCCCCCAGCAAGCCGGCCCGUCGGAAGGCGCAGAGGCCUGCCGCGGCGCCAACAGGCGGCGACUGGACUCGGCUCACAGCAUGGACGGAGGCCAGUUCAGCCCCGCCCGGGCGUCGCGCGCACACAGACUGAGCUCCGCCCACAGCGUGGACGGCUACAGGCCGGACGGCGAGCAGGAGCGACCCAAGCUGGUGUCGGGCUACAGCGUGGACAGACACCCCUCCCUCGGCCUCAGUCCUCUGCACGCGGCCAGCAGGGGGCGCUGUCACUGGCUCAGUCCUGAGGAGAGUCUGGACAGGAACAAGCUGAGCCCCUCCUACGUUCCAGACAGUUCUGUCCUCAAGAGACCCGCUUCGUUCCGCACCGCGAGCAGACAGCUGCGGAGACAGGAGGCCGUGCACUCUGACUCUCUGGACCAGAGCGGCUCAGCGGACAACGUGGCGGACGCCGACCCCCCUGCGCCCGCCGCCGCCUCCUCCUCCACGCCGCCCCGCCAGCGCUCGUCCAGCGUCCACACCUUGAAGUGCGCCCAGCCUCAGAGGGUCAUCUCCUGCAGGAGUCGCGGUCACGGCGACGGCGUAACAGGACUUGAACACGGACCCGUGUCAGAAGCGGACACCGUCCCCGGCGGGGACUCCCCCUCGCCGGCCCCCAGGUCCGAGGCGGGCCCCCAGCCGGACGACGCCGACGAGGAAGUCCGCAGCAUCAACACCUCGGCUCACACGCAACUUUCGCACAUGAGCAGACAUCUCAGCCAAUCGGUGUCUCCCGUGUCGGGCAGGAACAGGAAGGAGCGGAUGAGCCCGCCUCCGGGGGAGGAGCCGGUCGCCGCGGCGACCCAGCUGAUGGACAGCAGCGUGGAGCUCAGGAGGCGAACUUUGUCGUUUGACGCCUCGACCGUUCCUCCCCACCACGCCGAGUCCAACUCCAUGGACGAAUGAAAAAGCACACCAAAAGACUCGGACUACUUCCUGUUUGAGGCCACGCCCCCUGCCUCGUCCUGGCGUGAAUGUGUUGAGACUCCUCCCCUUCCUCCCAGUGCAGCUUUUUGCACACAUUUAGAGACGUCCUUGUUGUUGUCCUCACACCUCAAAAGCCUCGGUCUGAGUGCCUGAAAGUCCACAUCCACACGACCCCCGCGUCCUUCUGAGAGCUGGCAGCUGUGUCCAAUCUCUAAAAACUGUCACUAAAGUACAGUCAAACUCCAAAACUAGCAGUGAACUUGGAUAAGCGUAAAAAGGGUCUAUGGUUUUGGGGCUGGUGAGUUUGUUUUAGGGGUUCCUGUUUGAGGUUUGGUUAGGGUUGAGAUCAAGGUUGCCCUUGGAUGAAUUAGACCCUUAGACAGAAUUGGGUUACCCUGGUUAGGGUCGAGUUAGCACACUUGGGUAAGAUUUGUGGUGGGAUUUUCGGGUUGUAGGCUUAGGCUCGGGUCAUGGUUUGUGGUUGUAGUCCAUUUAGAGUUCCAAGACUAGCAUUGGGUAAGAGUUGGGUUAUAGGGUUGGGCUAGGUUCACGGUUUGUAGUAUGGGUUUGGUUAGGGUUAAAGACAAUUCAGCGUUCACAGGUUAGGGUUGGGUAAGAGUUUGGGUUCUGGUUUGGGGAUGGGUUAGAUUUGGGUAAGAUUUGUGGUGGGAUUUGAGGGUUGUAGGUUUAGGCUCGGGUCAUGGUUUGUGGUUGUAGUCCAUUUAGCGUUCCAAGACUAGUGUUGGGCAGGAGUUGGAUUUUAAGGUUGCAGGGUUGGGCUAAGUUCACAGUUUGUAGUAGGGUUUUGGUUAGCGUUAAAGACAAUUCAGCGUACUAAGCUUAGGGUUAGGUAAGCGUUAGGGUUCUGGUUUGGGGAUGGGUUAGAGUUGGGUAAGAUUUGUGGUGGGAUUUUAAGGCUGUAGGUUUAGGCUCGGGUCAUGGUUUGUGGUUGCAGUCAAUUUAGAUUAGCGUUGGGCAGGAGUUGGGUUUUAAGGUUGUAGGGUUGGGCCAGGUUCACGGUUUGUAGUAGGGGUUUUGUUAGGGUUAAAGACAAUUCAGCGUUCAAAGGUUAGGGUUGGGUAAGAGUUAGGGUUCUGGUUUGGCGAUGGGUUAGAGUUGGGUAAGAUUUGUGGUGGGAUUUUAAGGUUGUAGGUUGAGGCUCGGGUCAUGAUUUGUGGUUGUAGUCCAUUUACAGUUCCAAGACUAGCGUUGGGUAGGAGUUAUGUUUUAAGGUUGUAGGGUUGGGCUAGGUUCACGGUUUGUAGUGAGGGUUUGGUUAGGAUUAAAGACAAUUUAGUUUUCUACGGUUAGAGUUGGGUAAAAGUUAAGUUUCUGGUUUGGAGAUGGGUUAGUGUUGGUUUUGGAGUGUUGGGAGUGGGGGUGUUGGAGUGGGGGUUUGGUUAGUGUUGGGGUCAAAUUAAUAUUCUCGGGUAAGGGUGAACAAGAGUUAGGUUUCUAGUUUUGAAAUCGGUUAGAGUUGGGUUUUGGGAAAAGGUUUGGUUAGUGUCAGGUUUAAGUUAGCAUUCUAGGGUCAGGGUGGGUACGAUGUAGGGUUCUGAUUUGGGGAUGGUUCAGUGUAAAUGUUUGGUCUGGAGUUGAAGUAUUGGUUUGGCUAGGGUUGGAGUCAAGGUUAAAGUUAAAGUUCCAAGACUAGCGUUGGGUAAAGGUCAAGGUUAAAGUUAAAGGGUUUGUAGUUGAAGUCAAUUUAGCGUUCCAAGACUUGUGUUUAGUUGGGUAAGAUGUGGGAUUGGAUUUUAGGGUCAGGGUUUGUAGUUGGAGUCAAUUUAGCGUCCCAAAACUAGAGUUGGGUAAGAGUUGGGUUUGGGGUUGGGUUUGAAGGUCUGAUCUAUGCUGAGUGUAUUAGGAGUUUUAAGGUUUGGGCAAAGGUCAGGUUUUGUUUGCAUUUGGUUAUGGUUAGAGUUAAGUUAGCAUUCUUUGGUAAAAAAUGGGUUCUGGUUUUGGGGUUAAAUGGUUGGGCUAGAGUCAGGUUCGGGUUAGAGUCAAUUUAGUGUUUUAAGGUUAAGGUUGGGCAAGAGUUAGGGUUGAAAUUUGGGGAUGGAUUAGAGUUGGGUUUGGGGCAGGUCUGACGGUCAAAUUAGUGUUUUAGGGUAAAGAUUGUUAAGUGUUAGGGGAGGUUGAGUUUUAGGGUAUGUUCUAUGCUGGGGGUUUGUAGUUGGGGUAUAGUUAUGGUCAAGUUAGCAUUCUAGGUUAAGGAGUUGGCUGAGAUUUGAGGUGGAGUUUUAGAGUUAGGGCAAGGGUCAGGCUUUGUAGUUUGAGUUUGGUUAAGGUUAAGGUUAAGUUAGCAUUAUUUGGUAAGAAUUGGGGUUCUGUUUUGGGGUUGGGUUUUAGGUUUGUAUGGUUGGGCUAGGGUUAGGGUUUGGUUCAGGUCAGAGUCAAUUUAACGUUUAAAAGUUAGGGUUGGGGUUAGGUUUCUAGUUUAGGGAUGGAUUAGAGUUGGGUUUGGUUAGUGUUAGGGUCAAAUUAGCAUUCUCGGGUAAGGGUGGGCAGGAGUUAGGGUUCUGGUUUAGAGAUCGGUUAGAGUUAGGCUUGGGGCAGGGGUUUGGUAAGUGUUUCAAUUAGCAUUCUAAGAUAAGGGUGGGUAAGAAUUAAGGUUCUGGUUUGGGGAUGGUCCAGUGUCAGUGUUUGGAGUUGGGGUUUAGUUAAGUUUGAGAACAAGUUAGCAUUCUAGGGUUCAGGCUGGUUAAGAGUUAGUUUUGUCGUUGGGUAUUAGGGUUUGGUCUAUUGUCAGGGUUUGUAGUUGGGAUGUGUUUAGGAUUAGGGUCAAGUUAGCAUUCUAGGGUUUGGCUUGGUUAAGAGUUAGGUUUGGGGUUGGGUUUUAAGUUUUGUCUUUGGUCAGGGUUUGUAGUCGGGGCUCGGAUAAGGUCAAGUUAGCAUUUCUCGGGUAAAAGUUGGUAUUAAGGUUUGGGUUAGGCUAGCAUUUCUAGUUGAGUAGGGGAAGUUCAGUUCUGUUAUGGUCUGUGGCAUCGCCAAAGAGUUUGGCUCAAACUGUAAGAGGAACCAACAGACCCCGAAAUAUGUUGGGAUUAUUUUUGAUGCGACGAAAAAGGACUAUCUCAUCCAGGUCUGAAAGUUCCCCAGAAGGGCCGAUGGGCAUCCAGAGAGCCUGGACCCAGAACCAUGUUGGAUCCAUUUGGUCUAAUUUCAGGUUCUCAACAGCUCUCAGUAAGAUUGUACUUGAAUGCAGACACAAUAACAGGAAGUAUUAUCGACAACAUUUAUUUAGUGAAAAGUGUUUUCACCUGAGUGCAUUCAGUGGACUGGACUAGUUCUGACUUCACUUCCUGUUAGUAAACAAACAUAAUGAAGUGUGACCUGGGUUUUGGUUGUCUCUCUACCUCUGUCCCCCAGUCUGUCCUGUCACCUGCCUCCCUGCUUCCUCCUGUCUUUGUACUCUCAGGGUAGACUAGAUGACACAAGGCAAGUGUUGGACUGCCCCCUGCUGUUUGGAGGCGGAGUCUUCUUUUUUUCUUCUUCUUUCCAGCCUUGCCAGAGGACACGUUUGGAUCCUUUCCAGAAAAAUAAUACUUAAAAAAUAAAAAUUAAAAAAAAGUGCGUUGAAGGGCUUUUUCAGGUUGUGAGUGGAAAUAUUCUAUUUUAUUUACGCAGCGCCGCUGAUGUGAGGAAUGUGAGGCGGCGAUGGUUUGUGGUAACCAUGGCAACCUGAGGAGGACUUUCAGUGAUGCAAAUGUUGACAUUGUGGACGAUGACAUGCACAACAAUAAAAUGGGGCUUGCAGUCCUGGAAUAAAACUACUUCCUGUCGGA